This is a messenger RNA of Colletotrichum scovillei, 740 nucleotides long. RefSeq names its product Cnl2/NKP2 family protein. Gene Ontology annotation, biological process: chromosome segregation. The coding region runs from base 186 to 740 and encodes 184 amino acids. The record is from RefSeq and is a predicted model, not a curated record. The transcript is spliced from 2 exons. Gene Ontology annotation, cellular component: Mis6-Sim4 complex; kinetochore. NCBI's taxonomy places the organism in Eukaryota, Fungi, Ascomycota, Sordariomycetes, Glomerellales, Glomerellaceae.
AACUACCUUACCUCACAGGCUCACAUAUCUGACUUUCCAGCUGAGCUUACUCUCCCCUGCUUUUUUGUUAGAAACUACGGAUACUUUCUGUCAAAUAACUUAUCGUCGAGGGCUGUUGCGACUAUAACGGCCACUUGCUGGACUCAUAGUCUUCCAAGCAGCUCAUCUUACAAGCGCAACCCAUCAUGGCGCCCACCGAAGCCGCCAUCCUGCACAACUACCUGACUGUCCCGGCGCAGCUGCCCUCAGCCAUCACGCUCGAAGAAUUCACCGAGCUGUUCCCUAAACCGCAUCGCGCAAACCCGCAAAUCCGCUCCUUGUACCGUGAUCUGCAACACCAAAGGAGGGCACUCGUUGACACGGUCACGGAAAACGUUGAGAACGAGGAGAAGAACGGGAGGAUCAUCAAGCGCGAGAUUGCGCGUGCCCAGAAACGUGCGAAAACCGAGGAUGCCGAUCAGGAGCUUGAGAUUGAGAGAGCGCUAUUUGGCGCGGCUGGGGCGCAAGAUCCCAAACACACAAUUAACUCCAUCGUCCCAGAGAUGGACACGGCGAUAGCGGAUCUCGAAGCAGAGAUUCAGGAGCUAGAGGCUCAGGAAGAAAAACUCACCGAGUCGAUCAAACAGACAGUCGGCAGCAUGAGCGAUCUCCGCUACGGACGCCUCGCCAACCCCAAGCUCGGAGAGGACGUCAUUCAAGGUCUCAAGAGUGUCCAAGAUGCAUGCGACGGGAAAAGUUGA